UUCCCGUCCGUACUCGUCCGUUUAUUCCAGUUGCACGGGUCACCAUGCUUAGGUCAUUGACUGCUCUGCUUCUUAUAUCAAGUCAAACUGGAGCCUACAAUUACAGUCAAUGCUGCUCGUUCCCAUGUUACAACAAAGGCGUAUGCAUGGAAGACCUCAGCUCACCGAAAGGCUACACCUGCGACUGCCACAGCACAGGAUAUUAUGGUGAACAGUGCGACACGCCUACCUGGUGCACGUGGCUGGCGAAUAUCAUCAAUCCGAGUGCGGAAACGCUGGAUUACUUGCGAGGCAACUUUCAACCGAUUUGGUCUCUUAUUAACAAUGCUAAACGUUUUCAUGAUUGGAUUGAGAGGCGAGUUGUUUUUCGAGGCAUAGAUCAAGCUCUUGUACCUCUACAGUGGUCCACAGUCAGUGACUACAAAACGACUGAUACAAGUGAUGAUGCGUCCUAUUAUGCCCGUUUGUUACCUCCAGUACCAAAGGAUUGCCCCACCCACGCAGGUGUCUGGGGUCCAAAGAAAGAAGACCUCCCAAGUGUUGAGGUCAUCGUCCGAGAUCUCUUCAAGAGAGAAAAGUUCAUACCUGAUCCUCAUAAAACAAGUCUCUUGUUGCCAUUGUAUGGGCAGCAUUUCUCUCACCAGUUCUUGAAAUCCAUGAAGGGAGAAGAGACAGAAGGAAGAACUACGUCGAAACAUCACAUCGAUUUGUCUCAAAUCUAUGGUGACAGCAAAAACAAGGAGCUAAUGCUGAGAACGAGGAAAGAUGGUAAAAUGAAAAUGCAGAUUAUCAAUGCAGAGGAGUGGCCUCCGUAUCUAGCUGAUGUUCCGGUCGAGACAAUUGUGUUAGAGGAAGGAUUGAGUACUGACAAGAUGUUUGCGUUCGGUCAUCCACUUUUCAAUCUGUUUCCAGGUUUACUGGCUCUGUCUACCAUAUGGCUGAGAGAGCAUAAUCGCGUUGCCGAUCUGUUGAAAAAGUACCACUCAAACUGGGACGACGAAAGAAUAUUCCAGACUGCCAAGUUGGUCAAUCGUGUUCAGCAACUACGAAUCAGUGUCAACGAGUAUGUGAAGCAACUCGGUGGUGGUAACUACCGCUUCACGUUCGAACCGACCCUCAUGCAUGGAACAGAGAUGCAGUACGGUGGUAAUCGAAUUGCUAUUGAGUUUAACGAUUUGUAUCACUGGCAUGCGCUCAUUCCGGAUAUCUUUCACAUCGGUGGCAUCGACUACCCCAUUGAGAAUGUGACAUGGAACAACGAGAUUGUUCUACAACAUGGCCUUGAAGAGUUCUUCAGCUCAAUGUCGAAGCAGAUAGCAGGGCAGCCGACUCGGUUAAACUUUGGUAAACAAGCUCAAGAAGUUGCCAUCAAACUUUUGAAGCAGGAACGAGCACUACGAAUGCAGCCCUUUAAUCAGUACCGCAAGAUGAUGGGCCUUCGUCCUUAUGAGUCUUUUGAAGAUCUCACGAAUGACGAAGACGUGGCAAAAAAGGCAGAGUCACUUUACAAGGAUAUCGAUGCAGUGGAAUUGUUUCCUGGGAUGAUGUUGGAAAAACGUCGAGAUGUUGGGCUGUUCAGUAUGACUCUGACCGAGAUUGGCAUAAUGUGUGCAUUCCAAGGGAUAUUCGGCGAUCCCCUCUUCUCUCCCAGUUGGUGGAGACCAUCCACAUUCGGUGGACAGAUCGGAUGGCAGUUGGUGAAUGCAAAGGUGACAUUGCAAGAACUCAUCUGCAGGAACGUGAAAGGACGUUGUCCAACUGUAUCAUUCACAGUGCCCGACGAAGGGCAUAUUGAUCCUCACAGCCAUGAUAAUGUGAAAUCCAACACAAUCCGUCAUAAUGAGCACAUCGAGCUGUGAAGGUACAAACAUCUACAACGUGCCUUGACUACCUCAGUUUUAUGGAAAGUUACGCAUUCCGUUUUACAAUAUACUAGCAGCUAGUAUGACAGUGAGAAAGGUUAGUGGUUAUCAAUUGUUUGCUAAAGAUGUAUUACACCAGAUUUACAGACACAUGACAAUACAAUACACGACAUCUAUCAGAACACUGACUAU
Messenger RNA from Corticium candelabrum, 2054 nucleotides. RefSeq names its product prostaglandin G/H synthase 2-like. The record is from RefSeq and is a predicted model, not a curated record. The transcript has 2 exons. Gene Ontology annotation, cellular component: neuron projection; cytoplasm. Gene Ontology annotation, molecular function: prostaglandin-endoperoxide synthase activity; oxidoreductase activity, acting on single donors with incorporation of molecular oxygen, incorporation of two atoms of oxygen; peroxidase activity. NCBI's taxonomy places the organism in Eukaryota, Metazoa, Porifera, Homoscleromorpha, Homosclerophorida, Plakinidae. Gene Ontology annotation, biological process: response to oxidative stress; cyclooxygenase pathway. The coding region runs from base 45 to 1859 and encodes 604 amino acids.